Messenger RNA from Brachypodium distachyon (stiff brome), 1707 nucleotides. Its product is annotated as serine/threonine-protein kinase PBL27. Gene Ontology annotation, biological process: protein phosphorylation. NCBI's taxonomy places the organism in Eukaryota, Viridiplantae, Streptophyta, Magnoliopsida, Poales, Poaceae. The coding region runs from base 257 to 1324 and encodes 355 amino acids. Gene Ontology annotation, molecular function: protein kinase activity; ATP binding. The transcript has 5 exons. The record is from RefSeq and is a predicted model, not a curated record.
UCUUGCAAGCAAACGGUCACGCGAUGCGAGGGGUGAGGGCGGGGUAUAUAGACAAGUCACAACACAGGGAGCACCUGACGACCGCCUUCAGUUCCUUCCUCUAAACAAAUCUUCCCCACAACACACAACCUUCUUGCGUUGUCGCUUUGUUCCAACUUGCAAAGCUCGCCUUUCCACUCCUCCUCCUCCUCCUCCUCCACCUCCGUCACGAGCGCAGGCGCCACCGCCCAGCCCAGCCCACCGCAGCCUGCCGGCCAUGGGGUGCUGCUUCUCGUCGGAGAAGGGCGCUAUGGGCGAGAGCAAGGAGCCCGCGGAGAAGACGUCUCAGAUCGCGCCCGCCGCUUUGCCCUCAUCCUCAGGCGAGUCAGAGAUGGCAAUAUUAGAGGUCAGUAAGGGACCCCAUUGCCCAUUGCUCACCUACGAGGAGCUGAAUGUGGCCACAGAGGGCUUCAGACCGGAUCAUUUCCUAGGCGAGGGCGGGUUCGGAAGGGUUUAUAAAGGUGUGGUAAAUGGCACCAACCAGGUGGCUAUAAAGAUUCUGAAUCCUAAAGGAAAGCAAGGCAACAGGGAGUUCUGCAUGGAAGUUCUGAUAUUGAGCAGGCUGGAUCACCCAAAUCUUGUGAAGCUUGUUGGUUACUGCAUUGAUGGUGAUCAGAGGCUUUUAGUUUAUGAAUACAUGCCUUUGGGUUCACUCGGAAGUCAUCUCCAUGAUCUUUCCCCUGAUCAGAAGCCUCUUGACUGGAAUACAAGGAUGAAGAUACUUGCUGGGGCAGCUCAAGGCCUGCAGCAUUUGCAUGUUAAGGCUGACCCUCCCGUCAUAAACCGUGAUGUAAAAUGCGAAAACAUUUUGCUCGGAGAGGGAUAUCAUCCAAAGCUGUCGGACUUUGGCUUGGCAAAGCUAGGUCCAACAGGUGAUGAUACUCAUGUUUCAACUAGAGUAAUGGGUACACCUGGAUAUUGUGCGCCAGAGUAUCUUGCGAGUGGCCAACUGACUGUCAAGUCAGAUAUUUAUAGCUUUGGUGUUGUUAUGCUGGAGGUUAUCACAGGAAGGAAGGCUAUAGAUUACUGUCGAAGUAGAGCUGAGCGUAAUCUUGUUGAAUGGGCCACCCCUCUGAUCAACAGAAAGGAUUUCCAAAAAUUGGCAGACCCAGCGCUCGGCGAUCAAUACAGCAUGAAAUCAUUGUUCCGGGCCCUUACUGUAGCCCAAUUGUGUGUCAAUAGAACAGCCAGCCAGAGACCACAGAUUACAGAAGUAGCUGAAGCUCUAGCUCAAAUCUCACAAUCGCGGUCCAAAAGUGUGCCGCGGUCAAUCCACCUAAAGUAAGCAGCUCUCAGAUCACCAACUUGGCAGAAGAUAGCAGCUAAAUCACAGGAAGUCCAGUGCAAACGAAAAUAGUGUGUUUGGCAGGCCCUGCUUUUUGCUAUGAUGGUUACCGGGAUCACGAACAGGCUGUACUCCCUCCCCAUUGGAUUGCUUAAGUUGCUGCAGGGGAAAAAUUUGUUUGUAGAUUACAGAUAAACUUGUUUCCAUGGCUGAAUGCCCGAGGCUUAGUUUUGUGGUCUUUGACUCUUCGAGACAUGACCUUCAGAGUUUAAAGAUUCUUCCAUGACGCUAUGUGCAUGCUUUCUUCAGUCUGCACCUAGUUUUUCUUAUUGUUUUGCUUAGGUUGUAAUUAACCAAUUUUGUAUCAAUCUCUUUCUGUCCUA